Messenger RNA from Planococcus citri (citrus mealybug), 1314 nucleotides. RefSeq lists its product as uncharacterized. The coding region runs from base 162 to 1199 and encodes 345 amino acids. Lineage: Eukaryota; Metazoa; Arthropoda; Insecta; Hemiptera; Pseudococcidae. The transcript is spliced from 4 exons. The record is from RefSeq and is a predicted model, not a curated record.
AAGGUAUUUUGGCCUCUCUCUAAUGUAGCUCCGUUAUUCGAGCCACUAUCGCCUCUCGGCAGCCCUUAGAAUACCAAAAUCCUUCUCACUACUGUGUAUACGUUCGCGUUAUACCGCAUUAAUUUCAUGAACUGAAUUUUUAAAAUAUUCUAUAAGUUAAAAUGAUUAUUAUGGUGAAAUUCGCUUGGCAUUUUGUGGCCAUAAUAAGCAUCGUAUCUUGCCUACAACAACAAUCGAAUCCCGAUGCAGCGACAACGUUGACUACAACGACGACAGAAGAAACCGAUGAACACCGUAAACUUUUGCCAAACUUUUCGCUAGCGUCGUUUUUACCUCCAGUUUCAAAAAUUACGUUGCCAAAAUUACCAGCAAUUCCUAAAAGAAAUACUAUUACGUUGACUACGACUGUUCUCACGCAGAAAACCAAACGCGUUGUAGUUCAUCCAACUUGUUUAAGACUACACAACGUUCAAUCUGUCUGCGAUGGGCAUCUGGAAACCAUCGUUCCUACUCCGAUAUUUCCCGCAGUACCUUUGUGGAAAUCAAGCAGCGAAUCAAUUGAUGAUGCAGAUCGUGUGGAUAGAGGAUCUAUUUCACCUUCGGCAACUCAACAAAUUCUAGCUACAGAUAUCGAAGACUCACCUCGUAAAAACAUCCUGGAACCCAGCGAACACGAAUACGAGUACACAUCAUCACUCCACGACCCCACCGAUUCACUAGCACCGGAAUCAGAUUCAGAAACACGUAACCUCGGUAAUUUCAUCGAUAACAUCAUCGGUCCAAAAUACAAAAUAGUCACAGAACACCUAACCGUGACCAAAGUCAUCCCAUUUACCGAUUACGCCCACACAGCUACCAUCGUAGCAGUCAAUUGCCUCCCUCCUAACCUCCCUUACGUUCUUUGCGAUCUCGACCACAUCAAUCCUUUCCUCGUACAAAUAGUCCAAAGGAACCAAAAUAAGAACACCGAUCAAGCUGUCAAACAAACCGUUAGUAAAGUCUACGAAGCAGUGAAUAAAUUCUACAUUAAUAACCCCCAUGGUAUAUUGGGGAUCAGUCCUCAACACUCGGAGAGUCAGUUUUAUGGAGCUUUGAACUCGGAUGGGAUUCCUUCUCUACUUCGAACUGCUGAACAGUUCCCCUAUUUUGGUAAAUCUUUAGAUUCGACGAAUUCGACUGCUUUAGACGAGGAGGAUUGAAAAUUAGUCACACUUUUCAAUCCCUACCUACCUACCUAUCUAUCUCGUAUAAGUACAAAUAUGUACCUAAUUGUACCUAAAUUAUUUAUAUAAAUAAAUAUCGUGUUUUUUUUUA